AUGUUAUCUCGUUUGUUUCACAUCAAUAAUCCUUCUUGCGGUGAAUCUGAAGCAGAAGGCCAAGAAAGCACAUCUUCUUUACUUUUUGAUGCAGAUAUUGUUACUGGAAUUGAUAAAAUCCUGUUGUGUGGGCCGCCUGAAGUUGGAAAAACCUCACUUCUUUUCGAAACGGCUCUGAGCUUUGCUGACGAAGGAAAACACGUCCUGUUUAUUUGUCCCAAAAAACUCUCAAAACUUCCUUUACUCGCUCAUGGAAGAACUCAGCCCUCAAGUGUUACUUUGAAGAACAUACAGAUGGUCUAUUUGGAAACGAAAGAGGAAUUUCUGAAUUACAUGGCGUCUAUCCACAUGUCGACAGCAAGAGUUUCUCAUGCUAUCAUUGUAGAUAAUAUUGAUGCCUAUUUUCCCGCCAAUAUGAGAAACGAAGAUUUGUCGUUAGUUGCCAAGAUUUUCGCUCUUACUGUGGAUGCUUUCCUGUUUCAAAAGUCCAAGCAAAUUGAUCAGCCCAAAGUCAAACAAUCUGGCAUGCUAUUGAUGUCAAUCACAGUUCCCACUGACACUAAAUCAGUUCCAAGACAAUCAUUUUAUGAACGCUGGGUACAGUUUGUCCUUCCGAUCCAGGUGAAGGCUGCAAAUCUCUAUGAGCUUUCAGUGCUACCUUCCAACUCAGAUGAUGGCUCUUCAUUGGCUAAUGUUGUUUACAAAAUAGCAGAUCAGAAUAUUGUUGUUCAAGACAUUGAUUAUUGUUCACAAUCUGGUGGUUCGUCAACAGAAAUGACUUCUUGACUUCUUCCAGUAGAGGCAUGGUGACGGAGAAAAUAGGUUUGGUAAUUACAUGCUUUAGAGGAUGAAAGCGUUGGAUUUUAGCCAAGAAUUGCCAAGACUUCCAUUUUAUAUAGCACCCAGCGCAGUGCUGUUCAGAUGUUGCAAAUUUCACGC
Messenger RNA from Pocillopora verrucosa, 939 nucleotides. The record is from RefSeq and is a predicted model, not a curated record. NCBI's taxonomy places the organism in Eukaryota, Metazoa, Cnidaria, Anthozoa, Scleractinia, Pocilloporidae.